This is a messenger RNA of Cuscuta epithymum, 1013 nucleotides long. The record is from the annotation of a GenBank genome assembly. Lineage: Eukaryota; Viridiplantae; Streptophyta; Magnoliopsida; Solanales; Convolvulaceae.
CAAAAUUGAGAUCUCUAUUUUGGACUGCCUAGUGCCUAGCCCCAUUUUAUGCUCAAAAUAGCUAAUCUGAAUAUGACCGAAUCGUCUCUCAACGUCGGGAACUGUGUAGAAGUGUAGAACUAUGACGAACAGAGAAUGGAAGAUUGCACAAAAGUUCUCUGGAACCUCCCUGAAAGUGCAGGCAUCAUCACAGUCUCUCGCGUAUAUAAGCGCCAGCCAUGCCUUCGAUCAAGCAUCGGAAGAAAUCUGUUCAAAUUACCCAUCACAUACUCUCAACGAGGUUAACUAAUUAGCUGUUUGGUUGACAUCAAUACAAUGUCUCUGAUUCCAAGCAUCUUCGGAGGUCGCCGGAGCAACGUCUUCGAUCCAUUCUCCCUCGAUGUCUGGGAUCCGUUCGAAGGAUUCCCGUUCUCUAACACCGUCGCCAAUGCCGGAGGAUCGGCAAGCGAGACAUCGGCGUUCGUGAAUACGCGCACCGACUGGAAGGAGACGCCGGAGGCUCACGUGUUCAAGGCGGAUCUCCCGGGGCUGAAGAAGGAAGAAGUCAAAGUGGAGGUCGAGGAAGGGAGAGUGCUACAGAUAAGCGGGGAGAGGAGCAGGGAGAAGGAGGAGAAGAAGGACAAGUGGCACCGUGUGGAGCGGAGCAGCGGCAAGUUCCUACGGAGAUUUCGGCUGCCGGAGAAUGCUAAGGUGGAACAAGUGAAGGCGUCCAUGGAGAAUGGCGUCCUCACUGUGACGGUUCCUAAGGAGGAAGUGAAGAAACCUGAGAUCAAAUCCAUUGAGAUAUCGGGUUAGACUGCUUUGAUUUGAAUCUGGGCAUCCGUUUUGAGAAUUUGGGAGAUAUAAAUAUGAGUUUUGAUUGUGUUUAGUGAAAUUUGAAUUUUGAAUGUAAUGCAAAAUUGUAUCCCUGCAGUCCAUCUUCAUCAAUAAAUUGUGUGUUCUUCUAUGCAUUUCUUUCCCUCAAAACAUUCAACCUUGUUUGCUGAGAAAUUUAACUGAUACAAAAUAAAGCC